AGGCAGGUGGUCAUAAUGUUUUGGCUCAUUGGUGUAUAUUGCAAAAUUACAAUUCAUGUCUUAAGGAGUUCAACUUUAUAAAUGAGGAAAAAAUUACUGAGUGCACAUUUAAGCAAGUUGAAAAUACAGUAAAUCAAUAAUAAAUAGGUGCUGUUUUAUUUAAUCAGUUUAGAGUUGCUGUCUGCUUUAGUAAUAAAGAUUUUUUUGAAUAUUUAAAAAGUUACACAGUUCAUUUAUUAAGCUAUUAUAGACAACCCAGAUGAUAGGGUUUCUGGUUCAAGCUGACAACACUGCGUGGACCAAGAGACUACAGAAAUAACCGCCUACUUGUGUGUAUACAGUACAUUAAGCUUAAAAAGACUUAAUAGCCUAAUAUUAAUACUAUUUUUCAGUAUUUUUAUUUCGUGAUAUGUUGUUUUUAGUACUGUUAAUAUUGAGAGAUAUUGUGUGGGUGACUUGGCUUAAUAAAGUUAUUUAUUUUAACCACAAUGAAACUGCACCGGCUUGACUGCACCAACACACCAACAAAGGGGAAAGGAGUAGCCACGUGCGAUUUUACCAGUUGUAAAGUUCCAUGUGAAACUGCUGUUUAGUUUCUAAUAUGUUGCUACAUAUAUGUCUUUUUUUUUCUUUGUGCAAGCUAUCUCGGUAAUUGAUCCAUUCAAGCAUAUUGGUUGACUGAUGAGUGUGGUGUGUGCUUUGCAGAACAUGGAGAAAUAAACUCUGGCUACAUCAGGAGGAGCUACAGUUGCUUGCAGACAGAGCGUGAGUGUUAAUUUAUUUCUCACUGUCGUUAUUCUUGUUUUGUUUUUCCUUUUUAGUGCAUCACAAAUGCCAUGGACUCAGCAAAAAUAUAUAUAAAAAAAAAAAAAAAAGUUCUUUAAAAGUUUGACUCUGACUCAGUAUGAAUUUGAGUACCCAAACUCUACAAUUUACAUAAUUAUUAUUUUUUCUCUCCCCCCUUUUCUCCCCAAUUUGGAAUGCCCAAUUCCCAAUGCGCUCUAGGUCCUCAUGGCGGCAUAGAGAAAUGAAUCUCUGUUGCCUCUGUGUCUAAGACCGUCAAGCCGCGCAUCUUAUCACGUGGCUUGUUGAGCGUGUUACCGCAGAGACCUAGUGCGUGUACUAGUCACUACAUGCCCCACCGAGAGCGAGAACCACAUUAUUACCGGGGCAACUGGUUGCUUAGGAAGCCUGACUGGGGUCACUCAGCAUGCCCUGGAUUUGAUCUUGCAACUCCAGGUGUGGUAGUCAGUAACUUUACUUGCUGAGCUACCCAAGCCCCCUACAAUUUACAUAAUUAAAAUGAGCUUAUUCAACACAGUUCUUGAACUUAUUUUCAUUGUAUCCAAUCUACUUAAAUGUUUUAAAUUGAGUUAAUCCAUUUGUGUUGGUACUUCAUAAAUACAUUUUUGUUGACAUAACUGAAACUGGGUAGGGGGGAUUUAUAGUUCCCAGCAUGCUUUUGGAUCUGUUCCCCAUUCUCUUCUCUGGACAGCCUUCGAGUUCUUCCAUGUGCCAACGACCAUCACACACCUGGUCAGAAACUACUUCAAAGAUCUGCAAUUCUGCCUCACUACAACAGAGUACACAACAUCUUGGCAAUCAUUGGAAGUGGGAAUAAUGGCGGGGUGCACCAUCUCCCCUCUAACCUUCACCAUGGCAAUGGAAUUGAUCAUCCGAGCCUCCAAAUGGGUCGUAGGAGGAGAACGUCUGCACCUCCCAUGCGUGCCUACAUGGAUGACAUGACCACCCUGACAUCAACCACCACAUGUACCAAACGUCUACUGGAAAAGCUUCAUGCCAACAUAACGUGGGCACGGAUGAAAUUCAAAUCCAGCAAGUCCAGAAGCAUAUCCAUCAUUGGAGGGAAACUCGUAGACCAGAGAUUCCACAUCGAUGAAACACCCAUCCCAACGGUACUGGAGAUGCCAGUCAAGAGCUUAGGGUGAUGGUACAAUGCAAGCCUCAAGGACUCAGACCAGAGUGACCAACUGAGGGAAGAAUCUAUCAAAGGCCUUGUUAGCAUAGACAAGACCUUGCUUCCUGGUAAGUUGAAACUGUGGUGUCUGCAGUUCGGAUUGCUGCCCCGUCUGAUGUGGCCUCUAACAGUCUACGAGGUCCCCAUUACCAAAGUCGAUAAGCUGGAGAGGACAGUCAGUUCGUACAUCAAGAAGUGGCUUGGACUCCCGCGUUGCCUCAGCAAUAUCGGCUUGUAUGGGAACGGUGCUCUGGAAUUGCCUCUUUCUAGCCUCACUGAAGAGUAUACAUGCACAAAAGUGAGGCUGGACAUGACCCUGACCGAGUCUCAAGAUGCUAUGAUACAAGCAGCGGCUCCCAGACAGGCAAGUGGGAGGAAGUGGACCCCGUCUGAGGCCGUACAGCAAGCAAAAUCUGAUCUCAGGUAUAGAGACAUCGUAGGACAGGUGCAGCAGGGAAGAGGGGGUUUUGGACUCGGGGCAAGAAGACCCAUAUGGCACAAGGCAACAGCCACCCAGAGAAGAAAGCUGAUAGUAGCCGAGGUCCGGCAACAGGAGGAGGCAGAGGGAUGCAUAAAGGCAAAUUCGCAGUCCAAACAGGGCCAAUGGACUAACUGGGAAAACCUGGAGCAUCAUAAGCUCACCUGGAAGGAUCUUUGGGAGAUGGAAGGAAGUAGACUUAGUUUCAUCAUUAGAGCUACCUACGAUGUCCUUCCCACACCAAAGAAUCUAAACCAGUGGGUUGGAGAAGAUCCAUCAUGUCCUCUCUGUCAAACCACAGCAACGCUAAGGCACAUCCUCGUCGGCUGUAAAACCAGUCUUUACCAAGGCCGUUACACCUGGAGGCACAAUCAGGUCCUGAGACAACUGUCGAUUACCCUGGAGGGAAGGAGAACUACUACCAGUGCCCUCUCUCCCCCAAUACCUGGAUUCUCAAAAACCACCACCUUCAUAAGAGCAGGACAACUUCCAGUGAAGCCAACUGCAAGAAGGGAAUCGACCCUGCUGGAGGCUGCCCGGGACUGGAAAAUGCAGGUUGAUCUAGACCAGAAGCUCAUCUUUCCGCCUGAGAUAAUUACAACUAAUCUCAGGCCGGACCUGAUCUUGUGGUCAACCUCGCAAAAGUCCCUGUUCAUCGUGGAACAACCUGUGCCAUGGGAGGCUGCAGUUGGUGAAGCGUAUGAACGUAAAAGGCUGAAGUACUCAGACCUAGCAGCUGAGGCAGUACAACGAGGCUGGCGAACCCAGUUGUUCCCCGUAGAGGUUGGUUGCAGAGGUUUUGUAGCUACAUCAACAACUAGGCUGCUGAAGGGGUUGGGAGUCAGAGGGCAGGCUUUCCAACAAGCCAUCAGGUCACUGUCAGAGGCUGCAGAGCGAAGCAGCAACUGGCUAUGGCUAAAACGAAAGGAUCCCAACUGGGCUGCAAAAUGACCAAGAGGGGUAAGAGCGGAGGGGGGUGUGCCUGGGACGCCAGGUGUCGCUGUUGAGCCCUUUGGAGGUGUCGUGGGCUUAUCAACGGAACACCAAGGAAGGAGGGUGCCCACCUGAUGACCCCAAUGAAGUUAGUACCCCUACCCCCCACCCAGAUAUCAAGAAAGUGUUGAUUAUUCGAAGGGAUUGUACUAUCAAGUCCUAUAAGCUCAACUGUGGUACUUGAUCAGGAGGGUAAACAUUUUGAAAUUAAGUGUUAUUUUAUGUUUAUGAGCAAGAUGAGAAAAGACAAAGAUGUUCAGUGAUUUUGGAAUUUAGAACCAAUUCUGUUACGUUGGGUAACCAUUGUGGUAAAGAUUGGAGCUUUUGCUUACUUAAUUACUCUUUACUUAACUACUUAACAUUUAGCAUGUUAACACAUGCUAUUGUUAACGAGCUCGCAUAACAUAAUUGUGUAAAUCAGAAGUGUGACAAUAAAUAUUAUGGAAAACUGAUGAAAUGAAUGACAUCUGGGACAAUUUGAGGCUACUUAAUUGGUUAAUUUAAAAAUAUUGUUACUCCAUUACGUUAAAAUUAAGUGUAGAAAUUAUGUUUUCUGUCAAAGAAUU
Messenger RNA from Myxocyprinus asiaticus (Chinese sucker), 4015 nucleotides. RefSeq lists its product as uncharacterized. The record is from RefSeq and is a predicted model, not a curated record. The coding region runs from base 2094 to 3407 and encodes 437 amino acids. The transcript is spliced from 2 exons. NCBI's taxonomy places the organism in Eukaryota, Metazoa, Chordata, Actinopteri, Cypriniformes, Catostomidae.